AUGAUGAUAAGUGAGGUGAGUGUCGAGGCCAUGAUCCUUUAUACAACAUUCAGCCAGCGGUCUUACAGUCUGAGUUCAGUAACAUGCUUCGUCGUGCAGGCUUGUGCAUUGAACAUGGCGGUGACCACUUCCACCUUAUGUUGUGACGAAUUGGGACGCUCCCCCACAGAAGUUCUUUCAUUGAGUACUGUUAGUGACAUCUUCCACAUUGAUGGUUUUGGGGAUCAUCUGAUGAGGCAGUUCAUCCAGAAGUACAGAGUGGGUGACUUUGGACGCUCACAUUGGAUUGGCCUAGCACUUGUACGUCAGUCAAGCACGCUUCCUGAGGCUUACAAAGCUGUGGCCCCGAGUGAUGAUUAUGCUAGGAUUCAAGAAGACCCUGAAAGAGAUUUGAAGAACUUCCCUCGUCCAGUUCAGGCUAGUGAACCGCCUAAGGUUCGAUUAGGAUUUCUCCCUGAUGACUGGUUUCAGUUCUUCUACAAGAAGACAGGAGUGACAGGACCCUACCUUUUUGGGACUGGUCUCAUCACCUUCCUAUGCAGCAAAGAAAUUUAUGUCAUGGAGCAUGAGUAUUACACAGGGCUAUCUCUAGCUUUUAUUGUCAUCUAUGCUGUCAAGAAGUUUGGUCCCCAGAUGAAGGCAUGGAUCAAGAAGGAAUCAGAGGGACAGAAGUACCUUUUUGAUGCCAAACGUGAGAACAUCACCUUGCAACUCGAGUCUGCUUUCAGACAGCGACAACUGGAGGUGUUUAAUGAGCCUGAGCAGGAAGCCCUCUGCUUACCCUACAGUAUCAUGAGUGAAGGUGAGGGUGAAGAGAGGGACAAGAAGGGGUUCGUGGUAGAGUAUGCCAAAAGAGGACAGGCAGGAUGCAAGAAAUGUAAGGGAAAACUGGAAAAGGGCUCCCUUCGUCUCGGCAAAGUCGUCCCCAACCCCUUCUCUGACUCUGGCGGAGACAUGAAACAAUGGUACCACUUGGAUUGUCUGAUGGAGGUGUUCAGCCGUCAAAGGGCGUCUACUAAGAAGAUCGAAAACCUCGAAGAAGACCUCGAAGGAUGGCAGGAGAUCAACAAGGAAGACCAAGCCAAAAUCCAGAAGGCUUUGCAAGCUAUGGAAGGGAAUCGUCCUGCUGGUGGGACUCCCAAGAAGAAACAGAAACAGACCACCAUCUUGAACGCUCUCAGUCCCAAAAAAAUACCCACAGCAACCAACAGCAAAGAGGGUUUUCAGGGUGAUCUGUGUCUUUGGGUGAAAAUGCUCCUACCUGGUGUCCAGAAGCGGAUCUACAAUCUCAAAGGAAAACAACUUAUCAAACUCUUCAGCCAGAUCUUUGCAUACGAUGAGGAAGAGAUGCUGGAACACUUGGAGCAAGGGGACAUUGCUGAGACGAUUCGAGUGGCAUUUGAGAGGAGUGGGAUUGAGAAACCAGCUGGAAAAAGUGAACUAUCCAUGCAGGACAUUGAUCAAUUCCUCACUGACCUCUCUCAGGAAACUCGUGAGGAGGCACAGAAAAGGAUCCUCCACAAAAUUGUGAACAGAUGCACUGAGAAUGAUUUGAAGAUGGUGGUGCGACUGAUUGUUCAUGAUCUCCGUAUCACAGCUGGACCCAAGCAUGUGUUGGAUGCAUUACAUCCAAAGGCAUAUGAAGCAUUCCAAGCAUCACAUGACUUGGAAGCUGUUGUCAACAAGAUCCUCACACCCCAAGCAGGUUCAAGCAAUGAUCAAAUAGCUUCUUUGAAAAAGGAUUUGAGUGUCAAGGCUUCCACCAUGACUCCAGUACAUCCCAUGCUGGCAGAGGCAUGCAAAUCAGUGGCUCAGGCAUUCAAGCGCUGCCCCAAUGGGAUGUAUGCAGAGAUCAAGUAUGAUGGUGAGAGGGUCCAGGUCCACAAAAAAGGCCAUGACUUCAAAUACUUCUCCCGCAGCCUCAAGCCAGUUCUCCCACACAAGGUCAAUCAUUUUGAAGACUUCAUCCCCAAGGCAUUCCCCCAUGGCAAUGAUCUCAUCCUCGACAGAGUUGCAUGCAAUACCAAUAGUAAUACAAUAUUCCAACAUUAUGUUACUCCACAGAAAGCAGCAUUUCAAGACUCAACAGUCUGCUUGUUUGUGUUUGACUGCAUCCAUCUGAAUGGAGAAAAUCUUAUGGGAAAACCUCUGGAAAUGCGGAAGCAAAUAUUGGAAAAGAACAUGACUGUGAUCCCCAACCACAUCAUGUUGUCUGAGAUGAAGUUUGUUACUAACCAUGAAGAGCUGCAGACCAUGAUCAUGAAGGUCCUCAAACAAGGCUUGGAAGGACUUGUCCUCAAGGACCCUCAGGGUGUGUAUGAGCCUGGAAAAAGGCGAUGGAUGAAGAUGAAGAAAGAUUAUCUAGAAGAAGGUGCUAUGGCAGAUACAGCUGACCUUGUCGUUCUUGGUGGUCUGAUGUCCAUUUUUCUUAUGGGCACCUAUGACAGCAAGGCUAAGAACUGGAAGACUGUCACAAAAGUGCACACAGGCAUUGAUGAUCAGACUCUUGCAAAACUCCAGAAAGAACUAUCACCUCUGAUGAAGAAGAUCAGCAGAGACCCAACUCGAGUCCCAUCUUGGGUUGAAUUGAACCGCCAGAUGGUUCCUGAUUUUAUUGUCAAGGAUCCCAAGGAAGCUCCAGUGUGGGAGAUCACAGGAGCAGAAUUCACCAGUGCUGAUAUCCACACAGCCAAUGGGAUCUCAAUCCGUUUUCCAAGAAUCACUAAAUUCCGGGAAGACAAGGACUGGGAGACAGCCACCAAUCUCCAGGAACUCAUGAAGCAGAGUAGAAAUAUCAAAGAUUUCUUAAGUCAGUCAGUGUCCCCUUUGAAAAAGGUAGAGGAGCUCAAACGGGAUCUUCCUGACUUCUUCUCUGGUAUCAAAGUGCUCCUACCAGAUGAUCUAGACAACCGAGAGCAGCUUCAUCGAUACCUUGUUGCUUACAAUGCUGAAGUUGUCAAAGUGGAUGUUAUCAGUCAGGCAACUCAUGCCAUAGCCACCAGCUCGAAGCAAAAGAUGGAAUUGGAGAAGAAAAACCAGAAGCUGAAGAUUGUGACAGCUGACUGGCUGUGUGCUUGCAUCAAGAAGCAGAGACUUGUCUCUGAGAAGCCCUAUCAGAAGGGGAGCUGGACAUGACAAGGAUCUAGCUUUCACUGAGUGAGAUGAACCAUAUUGCCUUAUGUAUUCUCAACUAUCUGUCCUGCACUGCACCAGUCAUUCUGUCUCUCUUAGUUAUUGAAUCCAUGCCAGAAUUGUGUUUUUAGACUUGUCAUUCCUUGACCCACCGCUGCUCAACAUUUCUCUCAUCGCAUGGGGUUAUGUGAAUAAAGCACUUCCGAUUUA
This is a messenger RNA of Darwinula stevensoni, 3342 nucleotides long. The record is from the annotation of a GenBank genome assembly. NCBI's taxonomy places the organism in Eukaryota, Metazoa, Arthropoda, Ostracoda, Podocopida, Darwinulidae.